Messenger RNA from Cladophialophora immunda, 1492 nucleotides. RefSeq lists its product as uncharacterized. NCBI's taxonomy places the organism in Eukaryota, Fungi, Ascomycota, Eurotiomycetes, Chaetothyriales, Herpotrichiellaceae. The record is from RefSeq and is a predicted model, not a curated record. Bases 23 to 1354 code for a protein of 443 amino acids. The transcript has a single exon.
CAUCGCCUCGCCAGUUUACUUCAUGGUCAUGACGGAAAAGAAGCUGGAUGAUACCGCACUGCUCCAGGAAAUCGCUACGGCAUUUGAUCAAUAUAACCAUCUCACACACGAGGAAGAAGACAUUCGGAAACAUCUCUUCCGCGCCGAUGCAGCAAGUGACGAACAAAACCAACAGCAACUCGAUGACAACCUGAAGGCCGAGUAUCUCGAAGCUGUUCGAGCGAAUGCCGCAGCAAGGCGCCGUUACGCGGACGCUGCUGGUUCUGCCUCUUUGCAGGCCCAUGAGACGAAUUUAUCGACCCAACCCGCAGCCGACAAGGCGCCAUUCCUUGAUCAGCACCUUGACCUAUUACGGCUGAGAAAGACGAAUGCCCAAUUGACAAUUCUACAAGAUGAAAUGGACGCCAUCCUAUCGUCGUCGUCCAGUGUUGCAUCCGUCCAACUGGGGACCUCCACCGUCGAACCCGCGCCCGCUACUUUUUCUUCCGAGAAUGGGCAGGGGGAACCUGCGAGGUCGAUCACGCAGUCCAUCCAAGCUCUCGAGGUGGCCGUGGUUCAUGCUAGACACGAAGCCACGCAACAGAGGGCGCUGUUAGACGGUGCUAAAUCCAGCACUGCAGAGCCAGGAAAGGCACCUGCUGAGCGGCAUCUUGCUGCAAUGUCUGUGGUGAGACAGAUCCUGACUACUUGGCUGCAAGAGUCCCUGGACAGAUGUCAAGAAGGUCCUGAUGCCCUGAACGAUCAGGCCGUAGACGGCACGCUUCUGGAUGGGGAAGACUGGGACAAGCAGAUUGGCAUUCAAUACGAUCAGUAUGUCGAGGCGCGGAGACGGCUCCUCUCUGCUGCCACCGAUUUGAGAUCACCUCUACCCGAGAAAGAGUCGCAAAGCCCAGGAGGCAACAAGUCAGUGGAGCAACCAUUAAAGCCUCGAGCCACUGAUCUUACAAAUACGGUGGAAAAAUGUUUACUCCCAUCUCUACAGCAACAGAGAAUGUCGUCCUCCCACCUCACGCUGAUGGACGAACAGCUGCGCAAAGAAUCCGCCACUACAAUCAACAUGCUUGACAGACACAGCGAUGAAAGCCAGCUCCUCCAAGCCUUUCCGCUCCUUGCUGGCUCCGGACGCUUCGUGCACGCUAGAUCCACUUUUGGCGACAAGCAAAAUAAGGAUACUGGAACGGAGACGCAGGACGAAGUGUCGACACGACUUGAAGCGUGGAUGUUUGCAGCCGAGGCGGCCGAUGUGGCUUCCUUGGGGGCAGCUGAGAAGCACUUGAAGCAGGGAAAGGACGCUAUGGACGAGGUGUGGAGAGGUUUUGCAGCGAUACGGCUUUUUAAGGAAGCUCGGACAUGAAGAAAUUGUUGGUUUCUGGAAACCAGGCCCAUUUCCACUAUUGCUCCUCAUUUUGAGCAUAGAAGAAGUUCGCGCCCACAACAGUCAAAUCGUUUUCCUUUGCCCAGUUCCGCACCCCGUGUCUGGGCUUGCCAUAGC